AUGCUGCUUUUCAAACUUGCUAACAGCCCCUUCAAUGUUCCCAUCUCCGAAGAUAUCUUUCCCUUGGCUUACAGUGCUAACAGUGCAGAACACUAUAAUGCACGUAUGGAUGAGUCAGAAUUUGUGGAUCAGUUAAUAGCUCUGAGCCUCCUGGAAUUUCAAGACGACCCCUUCUUCGUACCAGUGCCAGUGCGAGAUGGAGUAGAGAGAGACACCACACUGGAUGAUCUAUAUGUCAAUUACUGGGUCAGGCAACGCAACACAGACGACUUAUACACUAUUUCUCGAAAGGCCGAUGACUGGUAUGCUGACGAAUCACGUUCUAGCACGAAUGGGAAGCCUGAGUGGAGACCACGAAGCGAGCAGUAUCAUACACAACCACAUGUUGUAAAUGAGACGAGAAAAGGCAAAGCACCUACUGCUGGACUUGCCAGGCUGAGGUCAGCCUUUGGUGACAAGCCGUCCGAGGUCAGGACGCCCGAAGGUCUGAGUAGUUUGAACAAGGCGAGACAGAGGAAUGUCCAUCAGUCACAGAGGCUGAGCAGCUGCAAUAGAAUACAAAGCUAG
Suillus plorans is the source of this 567-nucleotide messenger RNA. RefSeq lists its product as uncharacterized. The record is from RefSeq and is a predicted model, not a curated record. The transcript has 6 exons. NCBI's taxonomy places the organism in Eukaryota, Fungi, Basidiomycota, Agaricomycetes, Boletales, Suillaceae. The coding region runs from base 1 to 567 and encodes 188 amino acids.